AUGGGACAGCUUCCCGCGCGUCGCGUUACCCCCUCCCGAGCGUUCUUGCAUUCCGGUGUAGACUACGCCGGACCUUUCAGCGUAAAAACUAUCCGCGGUCGAGGAGGUAAAAUCUUUAAGGGAUACAUUGCGGUGUUUAUCUGGUUUUCCACCGGCGCGAUCCAUCUUGAGCUGGUUUCCGAUUAUUCCGCGGAAGCGUUCAUCGCAGCGUACAAGCGAUUCAGCGGCCGUCGCGGAAUACCGGCCACCAUCACUAGCGAUUGCGGAACGAACCUAGUCGGCGCCGAUAGGGAACUGCGUAGUCUGUGGAAAAAGGUCGCGAACUCGCUGGCUAACGACGGCACGGAAUGGAAAUUCAACCCCCCCUCGGCACCUCACUUCGGCGGCAAGUGGGAAGCCGCCGUAAAGUCGGUAAAAUUCCAUCUGCGUCACGUGAUCGGGAACACUGCACUUACUUUUGAGGAAUUCUCGACUCUCCUCUCGCAAAUCGAGGCGGUGCUGAAUUCACGACCGUUAUGUCCGUUAACAGAUGAUCCGUCCGAUAUCGGGGCUCUCACUCCUGGUCACUUCUUGACCGGAGCCGCGUUGACAACUGUACCUGAGCCGGACCUCUCGGACGUUCCCACUUCUCGCCUCUCGCGUUGGCAAUUGUUGAAGCAAUUCGUAGAUCACCUUUGGAUGCGAUAG
Osmia bicornis bicornis is the source of this 687-nucleotide messenger RNA. RefSeq lists its product as uncharacterized. The coding region runs from base 1 to 687 and encodes 228 amino acids. Gene Ontology annotation, biological process: DNA integration. The transcript has a single exon. Lineage: Eukaryota; Metazoa; Arthropoda; Insecta; Hymenoptera; Megachilidae. The record is from RefSeq and is a predicted model, not a curated record. Gene Ontology annotation, molecular function: nucleic acid binding.